This is a messenger RNA of Mycena indigotica, 1008 nucleotides long. RefSeq lists its product as uncharacterized. Lineage: Eukaryota; Fungi; Basidiomycota; Agaricomycetes; Agaricales; Mycenaceae. The record is from RefSeq and is a predicted model, not a curated record. Bases 1 to 1008 code for a protein of 335 amino acids. The transcript is spliced from 6 exons.
AUGGCCGCCAAUCACGACUUGGGCCGCUACAUCCCACAAAUAGGUUCGUUUGCGGUCCUCACCGUUGACCCUGUAGCCUGCGUGGACUAUCUCGAGGACCCGGAGGCGACUGCUGCAUGUGCCCUGCUCACGAGCAAGGGCUAUGUGGUAUACGUACCAGGUACCGGUGAUCCGGAGCGAUUACGCUUCUCUCCCUCUCUAUUCUCGCAGCCUCUACUAUGGCACGCGACGGGCGACUCCCAAAGACGCGCUCUUCCGCUCGGCACGCGCAGGCCCGAACUCGCGGGGCUGGUCACUAUCAAGAACCAAGCAAUGCGCCAAUCAGCCCUUCAAUCUCACCUUCAGGCGCUUCUUGCUGGCGAUGUACCUGCGGCCGAGAGUUCAACAGCCAACCAUGGUGAUGGAGAAGCGAUGGAUUGGGAGGAUGAAGAGGAAGAUGAGAGGGUUGCUGAUUCGGAGGAGGCUCCAGCUUUGGCACCAUCGACACCGAUUCAAGUUGCCCUUCCCACGAGAAUCUCCAACGCAAGGCAAAGCUCUAAGGCCAGUGUCGCAGACGCUUGGAACACCCUUCUACCAGAACUCGAAGCUCCCUGGGCUGCUUUCCACACGGCAACCUAUGCUGCGCCACCUACCCAUAUUGCCGCCUCCAUCCACCACUCUUUGCGAAGCGGGAUGCACAUCCUCCAUUCGCUCCACUGUGCAAUGCCUUUAUCCCACUCACAUGCAGACUGUUUUGAUAGCGACUUGCAGCUGCAAAUCUCUCUGUGCGAUCCUCGUCGAAAACGGGGUCUUCCCUGCAUCUCCUCGGCGACCCCGCAUAGGCGUAUCCAUCGACCUUCUCGAGCUUUACCGGGCAGACUGUUUAUCUGCGUCGCGGAUACCAUGUUCUCUCUGAACAGAAAUCCGGUGCUCUCUCCACCGACCCCUUCCGACAGAGCCUCACUCAAGCGGUUUUAUGGUCCAGCAACCUCCGAGAUCGCCUUCAAUCGCAUGUUAAUGCACUAUUAA